Cynoglossus semilaevis (tongue sole) is the source of this 3198-nucleotide messenger RNA. It is a transcript of the gene engase, whose product is annotated as endo-beta-N-acetylglucosaminidase. Gene Ontology annotation, biological process: protein deglycosylation. Gene Ontology annotation, molecular function: mannosyl-glycoprotein endo-beta-N-acetylglucosaminidase activity. NCBI's taxonomy places the organism in Eukaryota, Metazoa, Chordata, Actinopteri, Pleuronectiformes, Cynoglossidae. The transcript has 14 exons. Bases 90 to 2258 code for a protein of 722 amino acids. Gene Ontology annotation, cellular component: cytoplasm. The record is from RefSeq and is a predicted model, not a curated record.
GAAACGUCGCACCUCCGUCACCGGUGUUUCUGUUUCCGUGAGCAGCUGUCAUACAGACCAGCGCGGGUUUUUGUGGUUUCCAGCGGUAUAUGAUCAAAGAAACAACAUUUGAAAUGGAAUUUACCGUGAAAAGAAGUCGAGAGAAGAUCGGCGACGACGACGUUAAUGAUGGCAGAGUCAGUGGAAAGAGGGAGAAGGAAGAAAGAAGCCAGGAGUCCUGUUUGGAUCAACCCAUGGAUUCAAACAGUACCUAUGAGGUCAUCAAGUACACACCUUCACAGUUACCAGCUAGUCAUUAUGAUGCAGACACGACGGAACCGAUCAUCUGUGGUCUCCAGACCUUGGAGGAUCUGCUGUCAUGGAACAAAAGUCGCGCCAAUCCCUUCAACGUAGCGAUCGUCCCUUUGGCAUCCCGGGAGCCUCCUCUGAACAUCACCCCUCGUCGGACAUUGAUAUCUCAUGACAUGAUGGGAGGCUACCUGGAUGACAGGUUUCUCCAGGGGACGUGCUCAGAAGCCCCCUACGCCUUCUACCACUGGCACCACAUUGAUAUUUUCAAUUACUUCACACACACCUUGGUGACCAUUCCGCCUGCCGUGUGGACCAGCGCUGCUCACAAACACGGAGUCGUCGUAAUCGGAACAUUCAUCACAGAGUGGAAAGAAGGCGCUGCAGUGUGUGAGGCCUUCCUUAAAGACGAGGAGUCGUACCGGGCCGUCGCCGAUAAACUGGUCCAGAUCAGCCACUACUACGGCUUCGAUGGUUGGCUCAUUAACAUAGAGAAUAAACUGAGCGAGGGGGCAGUAAAGAACACACCUUUGUUCCUGCGCUAUCUGACAGACCAAAUGCACGAGCGAGUGACCGGCAGCCUGGUCGUGUGGUACGACAGCGUGCUGGAGACGGGAAACCUGGACUGGCAGAACCAACUCAACCAGUCUAAUAAGAUGUUUUUUGACUCCUGCGACGGUUUCUUCACCAACUACAACUGGACGGAGGAAAACUUGGUGGAAAUGAAGAACUACAGUGGGCUCCAAGGCCGCGAGGCCGACGUCUACGUCGGAGUAGACGUGUUCGCCCGCGGAAAUGUGGUCGGAGGAAUGUUGGAAACUAACAAGGCUCUGGACGUCAUCCGGAAACACGACUUCUCCGCAGCCAUCUUCGCCCCAGGCUGGGUUUACGAGAGUAACGACGACAAGACGGAAUUCCGACAAAAUCAGGAUAUGUUCUGGUCUCUUCUGUCAGAUUAUCUGUACACUCACCGACCAACGUCUCCUCUUCCCUUCACCUCCUCCUUCUGCCAGGGCUUUGGAAAGGCAUUCUACUGCAGUGGAAAGCAAGAGACAGGAAGGAGCUGGUUCAACCUCUUGGCUCAGGAGGUCCAGCCUCUGUACUACCACACCAAGCUGAAGGAGCAGGGCUGGCUGAGGAGCCGCGGCUGCCCAGAGGACGGAUGGAACGGAGGCUGCUCCCUGCUGCUGGAAGGCCUCAUCCCUGCCGCUCACACAGACCCCGUGUCCGCCAAGAUCUUCUCCCUCCACAUCCCUCUGCCACCAACCGUCCUGGUGACCCUCAUCUGCAAACCGUCUGAUGACGUCAGCGUCUUACUGGAGCUCAAGACAGCAGACGGCCAGGACGGCAAAGCCACCUGUGUGCGACCUGACGUACUAGAGAGGAAUCAUCAGCUGGUCAGCGACCUCUCUCAGCUGUGUGGGACCUUGAAUCCAGACGGUUGGACUGUCAGGUGUCAUCAGCUGGAGCACCUUGUCUGCACCCUCAGAGAAAUAUGUGUCAGUAUCCAGAGCAGAAGAAAAGAUGUGGACGUGCCCUUCACCUGCAGGGUGGGGGAGAUCAUGCUCCUGGACGCGGCCAGUCUCCACCUUCCCCCUGAGAAGGUCCAGGGUGUGUGUAUUUACGACGUAGUGUGGCUGUCUGGUUCCACUGCCACCUCACCUGACUCCGACCCCACCGGUCUGCACCUGAACGCCACUCUGCAGUGGGACUACCCCACGGAGCAGGUGCGCCACUUCAAAGUGUACUGGCGCAGAUUGAGGGGACCCGACCCACGAAACCCCCCAGGCCAACUGGUGCUGGUGGGACGGGCGUACACCAACCUGUACCGAGUCACCGAGCUGGCGGUGCCACAGCCGCCCUGCGUUCUGGAGCUGGUGGUGGAGCCUGUGAUCAGGAAGGGCUUCCUGGUUCCAGAGAGACAGUGGGGCAGAAGACGUCUGAGUUACACGGAGGACGUUACACCGUGACGGGGGUCUCACCGCUGCUUCAGCCUGAGGAAGAUCAGCUGACCUACAUUAACCAACCACAGAUCAGUCAGCUUUAACUACAUUCAUGCAUUCAGCAGACACUUUUAUACAAAGCGACUUACACCAGGUUCCUCUGGGAAUCAAACCUAGGACUCUAUAUCUCGAGGCGGGCGUGCUAACCGCUACACCAUGGAACACAUUACAUAUUUGUAGUUAAUCACGUGUCGUUAUAAUGUAUUAUCUGCAGUAUCAGUGUUGUUAGUUUAACUUCUGAAUAAAGAACGUAAAUAUUUGGAUCUAAUGACUGGAAAUGACAACUGGAAAUGUCUUGCCAUUUUCUCCCCCUACUGGCUGCUCUCUACUAUUACACCAACCAUCUCCAUAUCCUACGUGAUUCCAGUUUCUUAAAUUAAACAACCAGGUGUAGUUUUACCUUCACGUCUUCUUCAGAGGUCCGACUCGAUGUCCUCGUGACCCGUCCUUCGUUUGUUUCCAAAAAGCAAAUUUUGCCGUGGCACACCUGCAGUGCUGCCCUCUGGUGACGGCCUGUAGGCAGGAGGUGUGGUUCUCUGAGGAAGGACAGGAGCUCACACCAAAACACAUCAGUGUAGAAAAACUACACGAUUCUGUGACUCUAAGGAAGUUGAAGAAAACAAGCUGUGUCGCUGUGAAUGUUUGUGAAAUCUUUUAUUUGGAUAGAUAAGUUCAGACGGUACAAAAAGGAUGCAAAAAAAAGAAGACGGUUCUAGAAACAGUCCAAUUCAAGUAAGAAAAUAGUCCUUUAAAAGCGUGAGUGACUUGAGGUUGAACGUAGCCUGUGACCAUUUCUCUGCUGAACUGUGGAACCACAGGUUCAGCCGUUAAAAUCAUCAACAACACUGCUCUACAGGAAACUACUUCAUCGACAUCAUGCACCAUGGGAACCAACAACAGACCUUUA